This is a messenger RNA of Brachypodium distachyon (stiff brome), 2145 nucleotides long. Its product is annotated as protein ANTI-SILENCING 1. The coding region runs from base 196 to 1725 and encodes 509 amino acids. The transcript has 11 exons. The record is from RefSeq and is a predicted model, not a curated record. Gene Ontology annotation, molecular function: RNA binding; chromatin binding. Lineage: Eukaryota; Viridiplantae; Streptophyta; Magnoliopsida; Poales; Poaceae.
AUCUCGCUGCCGAGCGCCCCCGCGGCCCAGUUCCCUCACUCCGUCGCUCUUCUUCCUACUCGUGCGAGCGCCGCUGCCCCUUCCUCCCAAUCCCACUGCCGAGCGUACAAGGCCCCUGCUCGUCUUCCUCCUCGCGCGAUCGCCUCCACCGCAGGCCUAUGGUAAGGGGAGAUUGAGUGCAAGUGGUCAUUAUCAAUGGAUGAGAAUAUCCAGUUCUCGUGGGGGAAGAAGAAAGCAAGAGGUGGUGCCAAGAUGGAUACACAGUUCUAUGAUUCCUUCACAUUUGACAAUGUGAAGUACUCAUUGUAUGACUGUGUAUAUCUUUUUAAAAAGGGCGACUCUGAACCGUACAUUGGAAAGAUAGUAAAAAUAUGGCAGCAAAAUCAAGUUAAGAAAGUAAAGAUUCUAUGGUUUUUCUCCCCGGAUGAGAUCAGAAAUUAUCUGAAAGGUCCUGUGGUUGAAAAGGAGAUAUUUCUUGCUUCUGGUGAUGGCACUGGCCUUGCGGAUAUCAAUCCAUUGGAAGCUAUUGCUGGCAAAUGCACUGUUGUUUGCAUUUCAAAGGAUGACAGGAAUCGCCAGCCUACCCCGAGGGAACAAGCAGUGGCUGAUUAUAUCUUCUAUAGGUUCUUUGAUGUUGGGAGCUGCACACUUUCUGAUCAAGUACCUGAGAAAAUUGCAGGGCAGGAAGUCAGUAACCUGCUUAAUCCUAAAGAUGAGCAAGUUACAUGCUGUCCAGAUCAGGAAGUUCAAGGCGUGGAUCAUAAGGCUGGUGCAGGUUUGAAACCAGUUUCCCUUCAUCAAUCACCAGUAAGGAAUAGGAUGGAGGAUGAAAGUCCAGUUGCUGGAGUUCCCCUGCCCCAGUUAACGGUUCAGGAGGAGGAUAAAAAUCAGGUUGCUGUCGUUCCUCUGCCCCCAGCAGCGAAGGAGGAAGAGAAAAGUCAGGUUGAUGCCAUUAUUCUUCCCCCAGCAGUUGAGGAGGAUGCUCCCAAACCCACACAAAAUAUUCCAAAACGUACACAGAAAGUUCUCCCUGAGAAGAUGCCUUCGAAGAAAUUGAAAUUUUCCCAAGAUCUUGCAGUGCAGAAUGUGGCCCCAAUUAUUCCUGACGCUACAGUUUGCCCUGGACCUUUGGAACUAACAACAAGACAAGCUGUACCUGACAGAAGCAAAUGGUUCAAACCGAUUCCAUGGGAGGAGCAACUGCAAAUGGGUGAUGAGGAGGGGAGGCUGGUGUAUAUCCAGAACCUUGAUAUACAGUUUGGGUCUUCUGAUGUAAUGGAACUUAUUCGUGAGGCACUACAACUGACUUGUAAUGCUAAGACUAUAAACCACCCAACCUAUGAUGAUCCCAACAAUGGGAAAGCAUACGCUGUAUUCAAAUCCAAAAAUGCUGCUGAUACUGCUGUUACAAAAAUCAAUUCAGGCUUGAUUGUGAAUGGAAGGCCCCUUUACUGCAGCAAAGGAUUACUUAAGGUUCCCACACCUCCAGCUUCAGGAGCUCUUAUGGGGCACUUAACCAUCAGUAAUAAAAAAAUGGGUCGAGCACAACGAGACGAGCAGAAGAAGGCAGUAUCAACCUCACAUUGUUCUCAACCCAACACAAUUGAAUAUGACUUGGCUUUGGAUUGGAUGCUUGUCCGAGAAAAGCAAGCAAGGAAAUUUAGCAUACUUCACAAGAAGCACGCUGAAGAGAGGAAGUUGUUUACAGCGAAGAUGGGGAAGUAGGUUGCUUUGGCGGAAUCGCUUAACCAAUGGGAACGGUCUGUUCUUUUGUGUGCCAGUGUCAGAUGGGGUUCUCUACUGACUCACAGUACCUGAAGCAGCACUGGCCUGCAAGUUUUGUGCCAUGGCGUAAGGAUAAGUGACGAUGGUUUGUGUUUUGCUUUGACUUGUGGAAUUCUGAGGGGGCGACUAACUGCAGCGUAGAACGGUCAGAUGUAGGGAGAAGUUUCUCAGGACAUAGCUUCAGGAAUCAGAGUAGUACCGUAGAAGUAGCUCUUGCUGCAAAACCGCAUGCAGAUUAGGUUUAACUGUAAGCCAGUGCAGUAGUGAUGCCCAUCUGUUGCUGCAUGUUUGGGUAGCAAAUGAUGAACUGUGUAUGCUCCAAAACUUCAUCAGUUGCAUCUAUCCUCGUUCAUGGACUCA